AAAGUGUAAACACAAAUUUGAACGUGACAUUAAUAUAAUUGCAUCUAUGCAUAGACAGGCAAGGCUGACAAGAUCAAGAACAUUCAUUAGCACCUUAUUUGAUCGUGGGCAGCUUUAUCAAGGAGACCUUAUCACCAUUUUUAAAGUAAUCGCCAUUACCAGAAGAUGGGGAAAGUACAGGUUUAUUGUGGAGUGCUCGUACAUGCUACAAAGGACGAGUGCAUGCAAAUCUUGCAGAAACAUGCAAUCGCUGUGAAAGACGGAAAGAUUGUUUUUGUGGAAGACAUAGAGAAAUUUCAACAGAGAACGAAUGAAAAGGAGCAUGAAAUUAUAGAAAUUGGUGAAAAUGCGUUUCUUAUGCCGGGGAUGAUUGACACUCAUAUCCAUGCCCCUCAAUAUCCAAACGCUGGUAAGGGCCUGGAUAGGGGCCUGUUGGAAUGGCUCAAGUCUUACACAUUCCCCACGGAAGCCAAAUUCCAGGAACUUGAAUUUGCUAAAACUGUCUACAAAAGGGUUGUGGGGCGAACUUUAGAGAAUGGGACAACAAUGGCCAGUUAUUACGGGACGAUCCAUCUAGAAGCAUGUCUGGCAUUGUGUGACAUCAUAGAUGAGAGGGGUCAGAGGGCACUGGUUGGGAAAGUGAACAUGAAUACCAACUCCCCGGACUACUAUAUAGAAGAGUCUGUGGAUAAAUCUGUUUCCGAGACACGGAAGUUCGUUGAUGCAGUUUCACAUAAAAAGUAUUCCCGUGUGUUGCCGAUUAUUACGCCACGCUUUGCCCUCAGUUGCAGCCAACAGUUAUUGGAUGCCCUAGGACUUCUCUCCAUUGAGAUGGACUUGCAUGUACAGACACACAUAUCUGAAACAAAGGACGAAUGUGAAGCUGUGCGGAAAAUGUUUCCUGAUUAUGAAAGCUAUUUAGAUGUCUAUGACAAAGCCGGGCUCAUCCAUAACAAGACUGUACUAGGCCACGGAAUCUAUUUGUCUGAUAAAGAAAGAAAGAAAAUAAAGGAGAAAGGGGCAUCUAUAUCGCAUUGUCCUAACUCCAAUUUAUCGAUAAGAAGUGGAAUUUUGAAUGCCCGCCAAUGUCUUUCAGAAGGGAUCAAAAUAGGACUUGGUACAGAUGUGUCUGGAGGAUACAGCCCCUCGAUGCUGGAUGCGAUGAGGACAGCUAUACAUACAUCCAACAUGUGGUCAAUUAAGGACCCCGCCCAUAAAGCCAUCACUCACAGAGAAGCCUUUAUGAUGGCCACGUAUGGAGGAAGUCAGGCUUUAGCCAUCGAUCACGUGGUGGGGAACUUUGAGGUUGGGAAGGAGUUUGACGCUCUCCUAAUUAAAGUCGAUAGUCCAGGCUCGCAGAUCGAUGUCUUCAAGGAGGAUACCCCAGAAGACCUCAUACAAAAGUUCAUCUUUCUCGGUGACAGCAGAAAUAUCCAGAAAGUAUUUGUUAAUGGAGAGGAUGUUUUACAACGGAAGACUGGCGACAAGGUGGUCUAAUCGCGAAAUGCCAUCCAGAAAUAUGUCAAUUAUAUUUGUGUAAAUUUACACAAAUUAUGCAAAUUUGAAGUCAUUCUUAGUCAUGAUGUGCCUUAACUAAAUGUGAUUAUUGAUUGAGGAAGAAUUUGAAGUUUUAAGUUUCAGUCUUACAUUUGAAGCCAUUAUAGUUAAAAAUCAAGAGCCAAUAGACAGCUUCAAAUGAGGAAGUUCUCGAAAACUAUUAAUGUUAUUACACGGUUUAAGGGGGAAACAUAAAAAAAAAAAAUCAUGAGUUGAAGAAUUAAAGAUAUCUUGGAGGAUACUGAAAUUUGAAUUUUCAAAAACUUUUUUUUAUUUUGGAGAUAACAAAUACAUGUAGUAGUACUGAGUUUACAAUUAUUUGAUAAAUUGUCUUUGCGUUUGCAAUUAUCUAAAAUAUCAAUGAAGCGCGCGCACACACACACUUAUCGGGGAUCUAUUUUUUGCAGGCCUAAUACAUUUACAUGUACAGGUGUGUAUCUUUCGUCAGUGUUUAUUAAACUCUCUAUUUCUUUCUCUCUCUCUCUCUGCUCAAUUUGAUGAUCUUGUACUUUUUAUUUUUAUCUAAUAAGUUUUUUGAGAGGAAUAUUGAAUUUGUUAGUCUAGGUCAGAUGGGAUUUUAUUUUAUUUUUUUAUUAUCAGAUUUACACAUUUUACAGUCAUUCCUCUAUGUAAUUCACAUUUUGCAUUAAAAAGCACAGAUGAUGUGAAUUUCUCUCUCGGUAUUUUUACAUACAAUGUAUGGAGUUUAUUGUGUGUACUAUUUACGGUAUAUGUUAUUUUUUGUAUAGUAUAGGCUAUUUUUAUUGUAUGUGCUAUUUCUAUUGUGUGAUGUACAUAUACUUGUCUAUGUGGUUGUGUUGGACACUCUACGGUGUAACACGACAUUGUAUUUUAUUUCUGGUCACAACUUUCCAUCAAUAAUUAAUUGUGAUAUGCGCACGUGUAACACGUGAUUUACGUUUGUUGAUGUACAUGUAAAAUGACUUCGUUUUCUAAAUCUUCUAUACAGAAAAAAAUCGUAUAAUAUUCGAUUACAGCGCAUUAUUAACAAAAUAAAAAAUAAUGGCAAUAGUGACCAUUGCAGGUGGCGGUACAUGUAGAUGGGCAGUUUUCAAAUCAUCUCAAUAACACAUUGCUGUCAUCAUAGACAAUGAAUACAUGUUUGUUGCAAACUAGUUCAUCCUCUUUUUUUUUUUUUUUUUUGGUACCACCUGUCCGCGUAAUCAUUACCAAAUAUGGAGCGUUGCCAAGGUUGGGGGAGGGGGUAUUGGUAUUGGCUGUUCAGUUUAAAGUAACGAAAUGAUGAACGCUAUAUUCUAAUAUUUAAAUCUAGUCUAUAUUAUAAAACUAAAGAAAAGUAAAAACGAUAAAAUGUCUUUCUUUGUUGUUUUAUAGGGUGAUGAGGGUAGCAAUCAUUGCAUUAAAAUUUGCAUAACCCGCUUACACGGGCUAUGAAAUGCUUAUUCAUUUCAAUUCAAUUCUUUAUUGUCCUUGAGUUAUACAACUCGUCGGAAUACAUCUAGUACAUGUACAUUUGUAUACACAAUAUAUCUAAUUGUAUAAGAUAAACAGCAGGUAAGUGGACAGGGGAAGAUAGGAGGAGAAGAAAUUACAAAUAAAAAUAAUAUAUAUGUAAUCGCAUUAUGAGAUGCACAUGUUAUUAUAAAAAUACUAUAAUUACAUUAUUGAUUUACAUGCUAUGCUAGCUACCUUCAUCACCCUAUAAAACAACAAAGACAGCAUUUCUUUGUUUAAAUGUAUCACAUUGUAUAUGUGCAUUGUGAUAAAUCUGUUUCGUGCUAAUUUAAAGCCAAAAAUCUACCUUGACCCAAUUCUCGCGAUGAAUAUUGUUCAAUCUGUGUUGAAAUGUAGAUGCACUUACAUUCAGAGUAGCAAUUGAAUAUUAUGAUGGAAGUGUGUGAUGUAAUGUAUCAUUUAGGUUUGUAAAACACACAACCUACAUGUUGCCAGCUAAAUAUAGGAGAAUAGGUUGUAUGUUGCAUUGUUAUAACAUGAUAAUUAUUUAAUCAAUGUUGUUUUGAGUAAACUUAUUGCAAAUGUA
Molecule: messenger RNA, 3580 nt
Organism: Ostrea edulis (European flat oyster)
Lineage: Eukaryota; Metazoa; Mollusca; Bivalvia; Ostreida; Ostreidae
Product: guanine deaminase-like
Exons: 13
Coding region: 166-1497 (443 amino acids)
Biological process (GO): guanine catabolic process
Cellular component (GO): cytosol
Molecular function (GO): guanine deaminase activity; zinc ion binding
Source: RefSeq, a predicted model, not a curated record